AUGGCAACACCGGUCCAAGAGGACAUUCCUCUGCCGGUUGAACGAGCACUCGCGAAUAACGUAGCGGCUGCAGGAGACCCUGCUGACGGCUCACCUCUCGAGAAACGCCUUCCGCCAGUCCCGAGCGCUACCAUCGUUAAUGGAUCGUAUUCCGACCCCGUUCUUUCGACGACCAAGAGCAAACUUGGAGAUGGCGAUGCGAAGGAUUACCUGAAUGGAGGCGUGCCUCAUAACACGCUGUCCCCGUUGGGUCAGAACGAGUCGAUCGCGACACAUCAAUAUAGGCACGUGCCUGAUGUCACAAGCACUACAAAGCUUGAGAAUGGGACUGCCGACGGCGAAGAGGAGGGAAACAUUGAUGCCGCUGACCGACCACCGAUGGCAGGGCGACGGAGCGUACAAUUUGCAAGGGACGACGUUGUGCUUGACCCACCACAAUUUCAGCACUCGAGACACGGAUCAUGGGAUGCCAGCGAGGGGAAAUCCCGGGGCUCAUCCUUCAUGUCCCGCUUGAAAGCACUCGCUGCUCAGGGAGGACUGCCCACUCCCAAAUCGCCCAGUGUUCCUGCCGGAAUUCCAGAAUCGGGUGCUCAGUCUGCGGCCAGCUCGCCAACGACGGCACGCAUGGGUCGACUCCCACAGACGCUCAACGAAGAGGGGAGUGACAUCGACGCCGAUGCAGAAGAGACAGCAGACGAGGGGCAGACAGAUGCUUCGUCAAAAGCUAAGAAGAAGCGACGACGUAUGAGGCGACCGAAGUUCGUUUCCGAAUCUACACCAAACACACCAAGAUUGGGAGGUGAGACGGAUUCCCCCGUUGUUAACCGACGCUUCCCUGUGAUGCGAAGGCGAGCAACCAUGCCAGAUGCGACAGAUAUUCGCGAUGUCAUGUCCGAAGGUGAGGGUCGUGACCAACUCGCUGUUCCAGACAGUGUCUGGACCAGAGGCAGCUCCUUCCUCAUGGGAAGAGGUGAAGAUGGUGACGAAGCUGCCGAGAGUCCGUCUGGGAGAAGAUAUGGCCAUCUUCGACGUAUCAGCGUAUUUGGAGGAGGAGGUGCCUCCGACGGUGAUGCAAUGACACCAAGAAGACCCAUCUUCAACAGCGAACGGGCUUCUACAUUUGGUAUCCAGAAGUGGAGACAAGUAAAGAGUACACUGAAGCUCCUGCGGCAGAAGGAGGACAGACGCUUCGACUACUUCAAGUCUGCCGAGCUCAUGGCAGAGCUACGAGCAGGAGCCCCAGCAGUGCUUAUGUUAGCGAGCAUGAUUCAGCGGGACGAACAUGGGAACAAGAGGAUCCCUGUCUUGCUUGAACAAGUUAGACUCCAUAUUCGGGACAGUUCUCCAAGUCCUGAUGAUGACAGUGAGAGACAUUGGCUGUUUACUAUCGACUUAGAGUACGGAAGCGGCCCAAGUAGAAUGAGAUGGACUGUGAAGCGGACAAUCCGCGAAAUUCUCAAUUUACACUGGAAGUACAAGCUCGCCCUCAGCAACGAAAAGUAUUUACACAACCGUCCAGAACUCGGCACUAGACCCAAGCAACCUCGUUUCCCGCUCUCUGCUUUCCCCUACCUCCGCGGCGUUCGUGGCCUCGAUGACAGCGAUGAGGAGGAUCUUGCUAGUGUUCGCGGUGAUGAUACAGCGGAAGGGACUGCUGGCGAAGGCACUGCAGCAGAAGUAACAGAUGGAGAGCGUCGACCGCAGAACAAGAAGAAGAAGUCGCGCAUGAACAUACUUGCACCGCGUAGAAAGACAUCCGCCAUCGGCGAAACCGGCUCGAAUUUAGAGAACCAGGCCCAAGCUGCACUGGAUGCCAUUGCUCAACGACGAAAAUAUGUCGAGCGACAGCAAAGAAUGCUAGAGAAGUACCUUCAAGAGAUGGUACGGUGGCUCAUGUUUAGAGCUGAUAGCAACCGUCUUUGUCGGUUCCUAGAGUUAUCUGCUCUUGGCGUGCGACUCGCCGCGGAGGGUGGCUAUCAUGGCAAAGAAUGCUACCUUCACAUCCAGUCAUCUAAAGGUUUAGAUUUCAGACGAGUCCUGACCCCCGCAAAGGUCAUCGCCAGACAUACACGAAAAUGGUUCCUCGUCCGCCAAAGCUAUAUUGCCUGCGUUGAGUCGCCAGAGAACAUCGACAUCUAUGAUGUCUACCUUGUUGAUGCCAAGUUCAAGAUUAUAUCUAAGAAAAAUAAAUUGAAGCAAAUCGGCACCGGCAAAGCAAACGAGUCAAGAGAAAUUGACCUCACGGCUAAUUCUCUUCAAGACAAUCAUCAUACUAUCACGAUUCUUACAUCCGAGCGCAAAGUCAAACUCUGGGGUCGGAACCAGCAUCUAAUCAGGCAGUUCGAGGAGUCAAUCACCGAGAUGUUGAAACGUACUCCUUGGCAUCAAAGAAACCGAUUCGGUAGUUUUGCGCCAGUCAGGACAGGAGUUCAUGCUCAGUGGCUAGUUGACGGUCGUGACUACAUGUGGAAUGUAUCUCGAGCUAUUGCUAUGGCCAAGGACGUCAUAUACAUCCACGAUUGGUGGCUAAGCCCAGAGCUGUAUAUGAGACGUCCAGCAUGCAUUAGUCAAAAAUGGAGACUAGACAGACUCCUCCAGCGCAAGGCAAGAGAAGGAGUCAAAAUCUUCGUCAUCGUGUACAGAAAUGUCGAGGCUGCCAUUCCCAUCGACUCCGAGUACACAAAAUACUCUUUGUUGAAUCUACAUCCGAAUAUUUUCGUGCAGAGAUCUCCGAACCAGUUCAAGAAGAACCAGUUCUUCUUUGCACAUCAUGAGAAGGUCUGCAUUGUGGAUCAUCAUAUUGCCUUCGUUGGCGGCAUUGACCUCUGCUUUGGACGAUGGGACAAUCCUCAGCACCCUAUCGCUGAUGACAAGCCAACUGGCUUUGAGCCCUUGGAGAUGCAGGAUGUUCCGAAGGACGCUGAACAUUGCCAACUAUUCCCUGGAAAGGAUUACUCUAACCCCAGAGUUCAAGACUUCUUCAGGCUUAACGAGCCAUACGAAGAGAUGUACGAUCGAAGCAAGACUCCCCGAAUGCCUUGGCAUGAUAUCUCGAUGCAAGUUGUUGGUCAACCUGCUCGGGAUCUCACCCGUCAUUUCGUUCAACGAUGGAAUUAUGUCCGUCGUGGUCGGAGACCUACACGCCCAUUGCCUUUCCUUCUUCCGCCUCCCGACUUUAGGAAGGAAGAUGUCGAAGCUCUUGGCUUGUCAGGCACUUGCGAAGUGCAGAUCCUGAGAUCUGCAUCCACCUGGUCCCUCGGUAUCGAAGAUACAGAAGCAAGUAUCCAGGCUGCGUACGUGAAAAUGAUCGAAGAGUCUGAACAUUUCGUUUACAUGGAGAACCAAUUUUUCAUCACGAGCACGGAGACACUGAAUGCCAGAAUUGUCAACCGCAUUGGUGAUGCAUUGGUGGAGCGUAUUAUCCGCGCCCAUGAAAACGAUGAGGAUUGGAGAUGCGUUGUUAUCAUCCCGCUUAUGCCUGGAUUCCAAAACUCUGUCGCCGAGCAGGAUGGCACCAGUGUGCGACUGAUCCUACAAUGCCAAUUCAGGAGCAUCUGUCGUGGCGAAACGUCCAUAUUUGGUCGCUUGCGUGCUGCCGGGAUCGAGCCAGAGGAUUAUAUCCAAUUCUUCAGCCUGCGUCAAUGGGGAAAGAUUGGUGCUAAUGAUGUUAUUACGACUGAACAACUCUACAUCCACGCCAAGACCAUCAUUGUGGAUGAUAGAGUUGCUUUGAUCGGUUCCGCCAACAUCAAUGAGCGGUCCAUGCUCGGAAAUCGUGAUUCGGAAUGUGCAGCAAUUGUGCGCGACACCGAUUUGCUCUGGUCCACCAUGGCUGGACAGCCAUACAGAGUCGGCCGCUUCGCUCAUACUCUCCGUUUGCGCUUGAUGCGAGAGCACCUUGGUCUUCCAGUAGAUGACAUUCUUGAAGAAGAGAGACAAGCAGAUCUUGAUCGUGAAGAAGCGGACUUCGAAGCUGAGAUGAGCCAGAUCUAUGGUGAUGAAUCUGACGAGGAGCCACUUGCUGAGAGCUCGAAACAAGGCGCAGGCAACCUUGAUGUCGAUUCCGGCGCCCGUCCCCAUGGACGGGGCCAUAGUUUCAAUUAUGAUGUGGAUCUCGAAGAGCAUCAUAACGUGGAGUCCUCGAGCAGCUCUAGCUCGUCUAAGGCAAAGUCAACCGAUUCGAACGUGGAGCGAGUGAUCAGCAACCCCCAGCAUAAGCAGGAGGUCGAAGGCUAUGGUACCGAUCGUUGGAAAUCUGCUCAGCAAAAAGGACUCGACCAGGGAAGGGAUUCUGUCAUUGUCCACGGUCGUGAGGUUCUCAUCCACGACAUCUCUGCGGAAGGCAGAGGCACCCUUGAUAAGCCAAAGGUUGCGCAUGAGCUUCAACCAUCAACCGAGUCAAUUGCUCAUGACACUGGAGAAAACAAGAUGCCUCCUAUGCCUCCUAUGAACAGGCGUACAACUGAUCAACUUGGGCUACCCCGAGCCAAUCAACUUCCAAAUUUGCCUCUUAUGGAUGACACUGACAUCGGAGGACCGCCAUUGCACUUUGAUGCAAAUGGCAACCCGUGUGCCCCACCAGCCGUCCACCCUCUUGCAGCUGAUAUCAAGAUGGCGGAGUUCAACAAGGACUCUAUGCGCGAUCCACUAAACCCCAAUUUCUACGACGACGUUUGGUAUAGAGUUGCGGAGAACAACACCAAGAUUUUCCGUCGUGUGUUCCGGUGCAUGCCCGAUAACGAAGUCACGAAUUGGCACGAAUACACAGAUUACGUCUCAUAUCAAAUACGAUUCCGCGAGAACCAGGAAGGCAAAGGGGCAACCAAAAGCGAAGAGCCGGAGCGCAAGUCGGAGUGCCACCCUUCAAGACAAGCCACAUCAGGAGGUGCUGGUAUUGGUGCACCUGGCCCUACGGUGGUAGCCAAGACUUUGACUGAGAAGCUAACGGGACUGGUAACGAAAGACGAAGGCAAUAUCGGCGAGCCAAGAGUCCCCGCGACGGAUGAUAUUAUAAGCGAAAAGAAUGCUCAGGGAGCUUCAACUCCGCGCUCACAUGCCCGACAAGACUCGAGGCUGGACAUUGAGAAGGCCGCUGCAGCUCAGCGUGCGAUGAAUACUCCUACUUUAGCUAGUCCCGUUACGAGCCCUACUUUGGAAGGAGAUGACUUGUUCCCUCCAGCAGCAAAUGGCACUGAAGCACAGAAGACUUCGACAAAUUUGACACCGCCCGAGCCAGAAAAGAAGGAGAGGCGUACCACAUUUACCAACCAAGAAAAGCCCUCUUUGAAUUUGAACGGUGCCGCACCAGCUCAGGCUGCUGUCGGCUCAGUCAAGCGUCGCAGACGCGCAACAACCAGAGGAAGUCGGCGAGGCUUUGUAAGCACGGAGGACCUCUUGCCCAAGGCAGAGGCUGAGGGUCUCCUCAACAUGACCCAAGGUACUUUGGUGCAGUUUCCCUACGACUGGCUCAUCACGGAGGAGAACAAUGGCAACUGGCUCUACCAGGUGGACCAAGUGGCACCUCUACAAAUCUAG
Molecule: messenger RNA, 5535 nt
Organism: Phaeoacremonium minimum UCRPA7
Lineage: Eukaryota; Fungi; Ascomycota; Sordariomycetes; Togniniales; Togniniaceae
Product: putative phospholipase d1 protein
Exons: 1
Coding region: 1-5535 (1844 amino acids)
Biological process (GO): cell motility
Molecular function (GO): catalytic activity
Source: RefSeq, a predicted model, not a curated record